Drosophila busckii is the source of this 1498-nucleotide messenger RNA. RefSeq lists its product as uncharacterized. NCBI's taxonomy places the organism in Eukaryota, Metazoa, Arthropoda, Insecta, Diptera, Drosophilidae. The coding region runs from base 63 to 1052 and encodes 329 amino acids. The transcript has 5 exons. The record is from RefSeq and is a predicted model, not a curated record.
AAACAAUUUUGUUAUAGGGAAAUUUUUAAAUUUUUUUAAUAUAUAUUUUUGUACCUGUAAAAAUGCCACCCAAAAAACGUCGACAAGCAAAAGCGUUACCACAAGCUAAACGCGCAAGACUUCAAAGCAGUCCAACUCCAGCUUUAUGUCUCUUAGACUUACCCUCAAGCAUUUUGGAACUUAUAUUAACAAAAACCUCUUGGGCUGGUCAACAGUUGCUGCGAAGUUCUAGCAAGCAGUUGAAAUUGGAACUGACUGCAUUUAUAAUCCAUAAAUAUACAUCACUUGCACAGCCGAUUCUACAGCAGCCAGCUACAAGCAACAGUGAGCGCGAGCUACAAAUUGGUUUGCGCGUACUCGGUCUGGCUUCAGAUAGCUUUCUUAGCUGCGGCUAUGUAACUCGUGAUUUUGAACAAAUUUAUGCACUCCGUAUUUCGGAAGGAAAGUAUUUGCGAACAAUUUUACGCGAGUAUUACAGCGGUAUAGUCAAAUUUCGCGCGACAACGGUGCAAGCACGGAAUGAAUUCCAGCGGCGUCGGUUGCUUUAUACCAUAACCCUAUUGAAUCUAUUGAGAAGCUUUGGACAGUUUAGUAAAGUUAGCUCUGGCAUGAACCUUAUGCAUUGGGAAUUAAAUCUAGAAAUAAAAGGUGUCUAUGUAAUAGUCCGAAAUAUUUACGAUACUUUUCAGCAUGGUCAUCUUGAGAAUAAGCUCAUAACUUUUCUUAGCAUUAUGGCCGAACUAUUGACCUAUGAAAUGUACGGUAAAUCUGUAAGGUGCACUAUUCCAUUCACUAGUAGUGGUUAUCUUGCAUAUGGUCUGCAAAGCACUCCGAAUCAAUGGUACACCAAAAUCAAGCUACGCGUGCUUUCGCCGCCGCCUGUAAGAAGUCUAAUAGAGGCUGCAGUUGAGGGUAAUGCGGAUGCAAUGAGAGUUCUGGAUAUGCCAUAUGAGGAUCGAUUUAGCAUGCUUUUGGAGAUUAAGAGUCGAGCCUGGUCGCCUCUAUUAAUGGGAGAUAGCGCAUUGAAAAUGUGCAUCUUGCCUUUGAAGUAGGCUAACACAAGCCACAACUAUUGUGCUUGGCUCAAAGCACAAAGUGUGCUCAUUGUAAUGCACUCAAUUCACCGUUCUCUCAAUCUCUGUCUCGGUCAUUGGCCGCGAGCUUGUUACUGUUUCCGCAUUGUGCUUUUGUAAACAUUCAUCGUUUGAUCGUCGUCAAUAGCGCCUCGAGCUUAUAGCUGCACAUUUCAACUUCAACAUUCAGUUUAAGAUGAUGUCAUUCAAGCGAAAUAAACUUUUGGUGUACUCAGUCAAUGUUUUGGUCUUUGCAUUUAUUAUAGCAGUCUACCUGCUGGCCUAGACCUAUGCGACUUUGAGCGCUUGCGACCAGAUCAAUUUUCAUUUCCUAUAGUAUACACAAGAUAUGCAAUGCUUAACUGUUGCUGAGUUUUCAGAAAUGUAAUCAAAACGCAACCAUAACAAUAAAAAAUAUCUACAAA